Messenger RNA from Microplitis demolitor, 5151 nucleotides. RefSeq lists its product as uncharacterized. Lineage: Eukaryota; Metazoa; Arthropoda; Insecta; Hymenoptera; Braconidae. The transcript is spliced from 4 exons. Bases 67 to 4527 code for a protein of 1486 amino acids. The record is from RefSeq and is a predicted model, not a curated record.
AGUCAUCCGAAUAGUUUAUAAACAAACAACAGAUAUCACAUUUACAAACUAUUUAUUUGAGUAAAGAUGAAAUUAGUUGAGUGUUUUGUGCCAUUUUUGGUGCUGCUUCUAGUCAGCAGCUCGCAAGCAGGUAUUUUGCGAGAUCUUGCACAAAAGCAUAUCAACCGAGUGGGUUCAGUUCUAGAUCCUCUGGGUCUAUUUGGCGGGAAAAAUGAUGCAGGCGCUACAGCAGAAGCUAACAGCCAAUCUGUGACAAAUAAUUUAAAUCUUGGUCCCCUGAGCUUUUCUUCGGCUGUAAGUUCAGCUUCUGCAAAAGCAAAUGCUGGUCCUGGAGGCUCUGCUGUGGCAAAUGCUGAUGCCAAUGCCAAAGCUACUGGUUAUGGAAAUGCUCAGGCUACGGCAAAUGCCAAUGCCAAUUCUAAUGCCAAUGGUAUUGGAGGCAUAAAUUAUGGCAACGGUGGAUACAAUGGAAAUAGUGUCCCUUAUAAUGGAAAUGCAUACAAUGGAAAUAGUGACGACGGUUCUUACAAGGGAAACUCUGGAUACACUGGAAAUAAUGGCUUCUAUGAUGGAAAUGGCUACAACAGUGCCAAUGCAAACUCAAAUGCAUUUGCUGAUAACAUGGGACACAGUAACACCAAUACCGGUACUUUUACUCAGGGAAAUGCCAACGCCGGAGCUGGAGCCAAUGCUCAAGGAUCUGGACACUAUGGAGGAUCUAAUGAAAUACGUGGUAAUAAUGAAAGAUAUAUUAAUGCGCAAAAUACUAACAAUCCAAUUAAUAAUUAUGGUGGCCAGCAAAGGGGAUCAAGUAAUUCUGCAGAUGAUAAUUAUAAUAUGUAUUUAGUACCUCAACCAAAUUCUAAUAAUCAAUUUAACUCAGGUGUUAAUUCUAAUGCUAAUAAUCCAAUUAAUAAUUAUGGAAGGCAACAAAGAGGAUCUAGCAAUUCUGGAUCAUCAGCAACAGCAAACGCUGCUGCUGAUGCUAAUGCUAACACGUAUUCUGUACUUCGACCGAUUCCUAAUAAUCAAUUUCAACCGGCCGUAAAUUCUAAUACAAAUUUAAACACUAACAAUCCAAUGAAUAAUUAUGGAGAGCAACAAAGAGGAUCUAGUAAUUCUGGAUCAUCAGCAACAGCGAAUGCUGCUGCAGAUGCCAAUGCUAAUACGUAUUCUGUACUUCGACCAAAUUCUAAUAAUCAAUUUCAACCGGCCGUAAAUUCUAAUACAAAUCUAAACACUAACAAUCUAAUGAAUAAUUAUGGAGGGCAACAAAGAGGAUCUAGUAAUUCUGGAUCAUCAGCAACAGCGAACGCUGCUGCAGAUGCCAAUGCUAACACGUAUUCUGUACUUCGACCAAAUUCUAAUAAUCAAUUUCAACCGGCCGUAAAUUCUAAUACAAAUCUAAACACUAACAAUCCAAUGAAUAAUUAUGGAGGGCAACAAAGAGGAUCUAGUAAUUCUGGAUCAUCAGCAACAGCAAACGCUGCUGCAGAUGCUAAUGCUAAUACGUAUUCCGUACUUCGACCAAAUUCUAAUAACCAAUUUCAAUCGGGUGUAAAUUCUAAUACUAAUAAUCCAAAUAAUUAUGGUGGCCAACAGAGGGGAUCAACUAAUUCUGGAUCAUCAGCAACAGCGAACGCUGCUGCAGAUGCUAAUGCUAGCACGUAUUCUGUACCUCGACCAAAUUCUAAUAACCAAUUUCAACCGGCCGUAAAUUCUAAUACUAAUAAUCCAAAUAAUUAUGGUGGCCAACAGAGGGGAUCAACUAAUUCUGGAUCAUCAGCAACAUCCAAUGCUGCUGCUGAUGCUAAUUCUAAUACGUAUUCUAUACUUCGACCAGUUUCCAAUAAUCAACUUAACUCAGGUGUUAAUUCUAAUCCAAUCACUAAUAAUAAUAGAAACGUAAUAAGAAUAGUGGGACCAACUAGUCAAUUAACUCCAACGAAUUCUGGUAGACAGAGAGUCACAAUAACCUUCGUUGAAGAAAACCCAACAAAACCGGGAUGUUCUCGGUGUGAAUCUAACGCCCAAGCGGCUGCGCUGGCUGAUUCUUUCUCUACGGGAUCAGUCCAGCCUUCAAAUAACCGCCCGUCUUAUGGACAAAGUGGUCUUAUUAAAAUAGUGCCAAGUGACGGCUCGCGCGUAACAUCUCAAUCUUACGGGUCAGCUAACACAGUACUAAUACCCAUCAUGCUGACGGAUUCCUCAAACUUGCCACCAGAACGCCCUCGUCAUCCUCAUAAGCAUAACCACCGUCAUCCUCCCCCCCAGCCUGAUUUCGAUUCUUACCUACCGCAAGGUGAGCAAAGAGAUAUAAUCGUCUACGGGAAGCCAGUAGCAGAUGAGGCUCCAGCCAAGAAUAACUACAACAGCGGAGCCUACGACGGCCAGUCAUUAAAUCCUGGAACUUAUGGUGCUCCUAAAUAUACCAGUAAUCCUUUCAUUGGUGGUGCUGGUGCUAAUGCUGGUGCCAGUGCUAAUGCUAAUGCUAAUGCUCAAGCCGGAUCAAACGCAGGAACUUAUGGAAGCAAACCGACAAAAGGCACUUACGGUGGUCAAGCCUAUAAUCAAGGACAAGUCGGUUCAGUAAAUCCCGGCUAUUAUGGAAACAGUGGAGCUGGUAACAGUGACUAUGGAAAAGGUAACAGUGGUUACUAUACAGGGAAUCAAGGGCCAGCGUAUGGAGGUUCUGGUGGAAAUUCUCAAGCAAACGCUGGAGCUUCUGCUACUGCUGCUGCUAACUCUAAUGCUAAUGCUGGAUCUAGACCAACGGCAGUUGGUUCUGGUAAUCCAUUCUUGAACCAGCCGUCCCAGGGUCCAACUUAUGGUAGCUCUGCUACUGGAAACAAUUACGGUAACUCAGGAACAUAUGCACCAGGUCCCAGUUACGGAAGUCCUGGUACCUAUGGUGGAUCUACUGGUGGCCAAGCUGCAGCUAAUGCUGAUGCCUCUGCAGCAGCUAAUGCUAACUCUAAUGCUGGUUCAACCAAUCCGUUCUUGACUCAACCAUCGUACGGUGGAUCGACGGGAAAUAAUUAUGGUAACUCGGGUACCUAUGGAGGAUCAUCAGGUUCUAAUUAUGAUAAUUCUGGGCAUUAUGGAAGUUCAUCUCCCAGUUAUGGAGCACUGACUGGUACUGGUCAAGCUACAGCAACUGCAGACGCUUCCGCAACAGCGAAUGCUAAUGCUGGAUCAGGAAAUUCUAAUACUGGUGCAGGAGCUCCAUUUAUACCUCAACCAUCUCAACCCACGAACUAUGGACAGCCUACAGGAAACAAUUACGGAAAUUCUGGUACCUACGGAGGGUCAUCAGCUCCCACUUAUGACAACUCUGGUAUUUAUGGAGGAUCAUCAGGUAGCGGAGCCCAAGCUGCAGCAGACGCAUCAGCCUCAGCAAAUGCCAACGCUGGUUCAGGAAGUUCCAAUACCGGGGCAGGAAAUCCCUUUUUGACUCAAGCAUCGCAGCCUACAAAUUAUGGAGACUUUAGUGGAACUAAUUACGGAGACUCUGGUACUUAUGGAGGAACUUCAGCUCCCACUUAUGACUACUCUGGUACUUAUGGAGGGUCAUCAGCUCCCACUUACGACAACUCUGGUACUUACGGAGGAUCUUCAGGUAGCGCAGCCCAAGCUGCAGCAGACGCAUCAGCCUCAGCAAAUGCCAACGCUGGUUCAGGAAGUCCCAAUACCGGCGCAGGAAAUCCCUUCUUAACUCAACCAUCUCAAUCAACAAACUACAAUUCUGGUAAUGUUGGACCCAGUUAUGGAGACUCUGGUUCUUACGGAGAUGCCAAUGCCAAAGCUGAUGCUUCUGCUUCUGCUUCCGCAAACGCAAAUGGUAGCGGCCAACCUGAUAAAAACUAUUACAACGUCGCUGCACCUCAAGAUGGAGGAUACCAAACUGAAAACAGUGGGUACGACAACAGUGGUUACGCCAACGUAAAAGGCGACUCGGGAUAUUAUGGCGGCUUCAACAACAACCAGCUUCCGACUGUAAACGACGGGUCUGAUGCCUCUGCCAACGCAAACGCCAACGCAGUUGCAACUGCCAAUGCCGGUAGCCAAGGAGCCGUUGAUUCCUACGGCAAUCAAGCAGGUAUUCCGUACAACUCUGGAGCUGUAAAUGCUGAUCCCAGUGCCAACGCUGUUGCCAAUGCCGCAGCUGUCGCCAAUGCCAAUGCAAAUGCAAACGCCAAUGCCGUAGCCAAUGCCAAUGCCAAUUCCGGCGCCAAAAGCCCAUCAGGAGGCUACGGAAACUACAAUACACCAACUGGAACUGGAUACGGUAAAAAUAGUCCCACUUCCAGUGCCAACGCCAACGCCAAUGCAAGUGCGACUGCAAAUGCAAAUGCCAACGCAAGUGCGACUGCUAAUUCCAAUGCCGGAGCAUACGGAAACGCAAAAGCAACAGCCAAUGCCCAAGCAAGUGCAGUCGCUGGUCCAGGGUUUGGAUCCAAAAGCUCAGCCAUCGCUGACGCCAGAGCCGCCGUCGACACUUCAAAAAUGCUUAUCUUCACGGACUAAUCUUAAUUAAAUAACUAUCAUAUCAUAAGACUAUAAUUAAAUGUAUGAAAUGUUUUCCAGAAUUUAGAAUCCAGAAUCCAGAGUCUAGACUUUAGAUUCCUGAUUCUAAAUUUUAGAUUCUAGAUUGAAGAGCGAAUGUUUAGUGUAGAAAGUUGUUCCAUGACAAUUUAAAAUUUUUUUUUGUAAAUCAAAUACUUAGAGAUAAUUUUAUCACUUUCAUGUUUUAUUUAAGACACAAAGAACUCACAGCGUCAUUCAAAUAAUGAUGGUGUUAAAAUCUUGUAAAACCUGUUUUGACGAGAAUAAACGCCGUGUCAGGGCUUAAAGCCGAUACCUCGAUCAUAAAUACUCGUACAUAUAUGUAUAGAUACAUUUAAAUAUUAUUUUUAUUUUAUAUAUAUUAAUAUACCAGUACGUAUUAAUAUAAGUAAUCGUUAUUUUUCAGUGCCCUUCGGAAAUCCCAAGACUCAUUCCGAUUUUGUCUUGUAAUAAUAAUUAUUAUGCAAUGUUUUUAUAUUUUUAGAGUAUUACGACGUGAUUUUUAUUUUAUUUAUAAAUAAUUAUUGCAUUUUUAUUAUUACUAGUUACUUGUUAGUAUUUUUGUGAUGUUUUUGAUAAAUAUAA